Messenger RNA from Zychaea mexicana, 561 nucleotides. RefSeq lists its product as uncharacterized. Gene Ontology annotation, molecular function: zinc ion binding. The record is from RefSeq and is a predicted model, not a curated record. Bases 1 to 561 code for a protein of 186 amino acids. The transcript has 2 exons. NCBI's taxonomy places the organism in Eukaryota, Fungi, Mucoromycota, Mucoromycetes, Mucorales, Lichtheimiaceae.
AUGUUCGUCGGUCAAUGGAACAAGGAUGUCCUGUUGGCAGAAAGCCCGGUUGCAGUCACCCAGUAUCAACCAUCAGUUGAAAGAUGGACCUGCAGUUGUCCGGCUUUUUUGCGAAGUCGAUUUAUGAUCUGUAAACACCUUGCUCGUCGUUCUGGUUCUGGUCGCAUCGUUGCUAAGCAACAUUUUAUCCAACGCCAAAGCAUUGCUCCUUUUGUGCGUAUACGACCAGUAAACACUACACAUCCUAGUGGCGAUGCCAAUGACGAUGAGGACGACGACGAACACAACGAUGAUGAUGAUGAAGUUAGACAUAUUGAUGAUGGCAAUUGGGAUAUCGCACCUCUUAUUGCUACUACUAACGCCAUUCAUCGCCGCUUCUCUCCUUCUCCUUCCCCCCUUCCUACUACCGCCAUCACUGCUUCUACUGCAACUAGCCAUCCAACGACUCCAACAUUGAUCGACCUAACCAGUAACGAUGACGUAUUUGUUGUCGAUCAGAAAGAGGACCAUUGUGCUGGGAGCUUCACAUGCAGGCGUAUCGAUCAGAGCAACGUGCAUUGA